CUUUUCAAAUUCCGUGCUGAAGUGACAGAUGAGCACAAGCAGAAGUUCGUGACAGAACUCAAGAAGCUCAAAUCAUUACCAUGUGUCAAAGAGCAACGACUCGUGGUCGGCGGAGCGUCAAUUACCGACCCCAUUGAACGAAGCAAAGGUUUCGAAUUCGCUCUUCUCAGCUUCCACGAGGAUAGAGCCGCGCUUGAGGAAUAUCAGAAAUCUGAUGAACAUCAUAGCACAUAUAUGUUCCCUUACAAAGAAGAUCUGAUGAGAUACGACUUCGAGGUUGAUGAGGCGGAUGAACAUCUCUUGGGAUUCUUGCCUCUUGCCGCGUCGAAGGUGGCU
Messenger RNA from Aureobasidium musti, 336 nucleotides. The record is from the annotation of a GenBank genome assembly. NCBI's taxonomy places the organism in Eukaryota, Fungi, Ascomycota, Dothideomycetes, Dothideales, Saccotheciaceae.